Molecule: messenger RNA, 1264 nt
Organism: Durotheca rogersii
Lineage: Eukaryota; Fungi; Ascomycota; Sordariomycetes; Xylariales; Xylariaceae
Product: FAD/NAD(P)-binding domain-containing protein
Exons: 3
Coding region: 284-1264 (326 amino acids)
Molecular function (GO): oxidoreductase activity
Source: RefSeq, a predicted model, not a curated record
GGUAGUCUUACCUACAUGUCUCCGGCCGACGCACCAACAACUCCGCGAGCAAGUCUCCGCGGGACCUUGGGAUAUCUCUACGCGCAAGCACAUAUAAACCCCGACACCACUACCGUCUUGGUGACCGUCGAGAAACCCCCCAACGCGCAAAAACGACACCACGCUUCGCUUACGCCCCUGUUGCCGACCUACAUAUACCAGACAUACCCCCCGUAUCUACCAUCCCAUACCACCUCCCAGCCCGUACGAGUCCCUCCCCUUCCUCCCCUCCCCUCUCAGAACCAUGUCCGCAGCCAUCGAAGCCACCGCCGACGUCCUAAUCCUGGGCGCGGGACCGGCAGGGCUCGCGUGCGCGGGGGGGCUGGCCCGGCAACUGCACAGCGCGCUCGUGUUCGGGCACGGGGCGCACCGCAACGCGCGGGCCGCGCGCAUGCACAACGUCGUGGGGUGGGAGCACGCGGACCCGGCCGCGUUCCGCGCAAAGGCCCUCGCCGACCUCGCCGCGCGCUACGCCGGCUUCGUGCGCUUCCGCGACGUCGAGGUCCGCGCCGUCCGCAGGCUCGACGCCGCCGCGGCCCAGGCGCCUCGCUUCCAGGUCGAGGACGUCGAUGGCUGCCGGUACGAAGGCCGCAGGCUCGUCCUCGCCAUGGGCGUUGCCGACGCUAUGCCCGAGACGCCCCGCGGCUAUGCUGAUCUGUGGGGGUACGCGAUCUUCCACUGCCUCUUCUGCCACGGGUUCGAGGAGCGCGGCGCCGUCUCAGCCGGCGUCCUCGCGACGGGCCUGCUGGGGUCUCUGCGCACCAACCACGCCGCCGAGAAAGACGCGGCUCUGGCCCCGAUCAUGGCCCGCAUGGCCGCGCGCCUCGCCGGCACCGUCACCGUAUACACCGACGGCGACGAGGACCUCGCGCGCCGCGUCCGCGCCGAGCUGCGCAGCGCGCGGCGCUUCCGCGUCGAGAGCCGGCGCGUCGCCAAGCUCGAGAAGGACCCGGGCGUCGCCGGCGUCGCCGGGCUGCUUGCCCAUGUGCCCGCCACCGCCGUCAACCUGCCGGACGUCGUGUCGGCGCUCGGCAUCCGGCUCGCGCCGCAGGGCCACAUCGAGACAACGGCGCCGUUCUACGCGGCGGCGGGCGCGCCGGGCGUCUUCGCCGCCGGCGACUGCGCGGCCCCGCUGAAGUCGGUGCCCGUCGCAACCAUGAUGGGCAGCUGCGUCGCGGCGGGCCUCGCGCACGAGCUGCAGGCCGAGGACAACGUCGAGGACUGA